Molecule: messenger RNA, 936 nt
Organism: Trichophyton benhamiae CBS 112371
Lineage: Eukaryota; Fungi; Ascomycota; Eurotiomycetes; Onygenales; Arthrodermataceae
Exons: 3
Coding region: 1-936 (311 amino acids)
Biological process (GO): proteasome-mediated ubiquitin-dependent protein catabolic process
Cellular component (GO): nucleus; cytosol; proteasome regulatory particle, base subcomplex
Molecular function (GO): polyubiquitin modification-dependent protein binding
Source: RefSeq, a predicted model, not a curated record
AUGUCGCUCGAAGCCACUAUGAUCAUGUUCGUCUCCCCCGGUUCGGUGUUUAUGGACGGUAUCAUGCUAACGAAGUAUGAAACAGUAUCGAUAAUAGUGAAAGCAGCAGAAAUGGCGAUUACCUCUACUAACAGGACGAUAUCUAGCCCCACAAGAUUCGAGGCUCAAGCAGAUGCUGUGAACUUGGUUCACUCCGUAAAGACACAAGCUCACCCACAGUCGGCUGUUGGGCUGAUGAGCAUGGGUGGCAACGGCCCAGAGGUCCUGGUUACCCUGACUGAAGAUAUUGGCAAGAUCCUAGAAGGUCUUCACCGGACGAAGAUUGGCGGAACUUCACAUCUGGCCUCCAGCAUACAAGUUGCCUACCACUUAAACACCGAAAAGAAAAAGGCUCAGAGACAGCGGAUUAUCGUCUUCUCCUGCUCCCCGGUUGUUGAAGACGAAAAGUCGUUUGUCAAGCUAGCGUUGAAGAUGAAGAAGAACAAUGUUAGCAUUGACUUUAUUGCUUUUGGCGAGCUUGAUUCAGAGACAACGAAGAAACUAGAAGCCUUCCACGAGGCUGUCAACAGCGGAAACGGAUCAAAUCUUGUCAUCAUACCUCCCGGCCCUAAUCUCCUCAGUGACUCGAUUCUUCCAACCCCAAUCCUUGGAGGACGCGGUAUGGCAUCGCAUAUGGAGGGAGGAGAGGAUGUUGGUGGCGGCUCAUUUGACUUUGGAAUUGACCCCUCUGCCGAUCCUGAGCUGGCAUUUGCUCUACGCAUGUCUUUGGAGGAAGAAAAAGCAAGAUUAGAGAAGGAGAAGCAGGAGAAGGAAAAACAGGCCAAGGAAUCUAUGGAUAAGAUACCGGAAGAGGGCGGGGAGGCCAGUGGCAGCGGAAGCGGGAAGAAAGAUAGUGAUAAGAAAGAAGGUGACGGAGAUAAGAUGGAUACGUCGUGA